Messenger RNA from Alternaria alternata, 2038 nucleotides. RefSeq lists its product as hypothetical. The record is from RefSeq and is a predicted model, not a curated record. The transcript has a single exon. Lineage: Eukaryota; Fungi; Ascomycota; Dothideomycetes; Pleosporales; Pleosporaceae. The coding region runs from base 246 to 1724 and encodes 492 amino acids.
UGCGGCCAUCUCUCGCGGAGGUGAAGGCGGCUUAGAGGAGCGAAAAGAGCGUGUGCAAAUAUUUUCUUGAACACUGAGUCGUCAUCUCCAAAUUUCUCACUUGAGCUUUGUACGCCAACGCACUCCCAGAGUCACCAUCGCAUCACAUCCUUUCCACGCACUGCAAUAGAUCGCCGUGACUACCUGGAAGCAAGAACUCACUCAAUAACAUCUCCGUGCAAAGAGUUCUUGGCAUUCAUAGCAGUAUGGCAGAGCCUCUGAAGGUCGCAGUGCCCUCGAAGCUGAAGCUCUCGGAGCUAGGGUCAAGAAUCAAGAGACUGAUGAUCCUAGUUGCGGAAUAUGAACAGGCGAUCGCACGACUGGGCGACACGAUCGAAGAUGAGUGUAUGUCAUACAUCAAGGCCAGAUGUCAGUACUACCAGACAAAGCUCAGGGCCGAUGAAAAACGAUACAUGACUACGGCGGGAAGGCCUCACAUAGAACGUGUGCCUGAAGACUCUCACGUACCAGUAGUCUCGAUCCCAGAACUAUCACAAGUCAUGUCCACUGAAGCAGAAGCGUUGGGGGAUGUUACCACUAUUGGUCUCUCACUCGUCCAGCUCACCACCAAUCGCGCUGCCUUAGAGCAAGAGCUUCAAAACAUCAGACAAGCGAAGGAACGAAUGCAAACCGAGCCUAUCAAGUCGAUAGAUGCCGUGGAAGACGACAAUGAGAUACAGGACCUCAACAACAUCAUCGAAGAGUAUGGAAACAAAAUCCAAGAGCAUGAGUCCUGGAUCAUCUCCCUUCGUUCGAAGGCGUUGGCAGCGAUAAAAGCGGCGAACCGUGCCGCUAAGAGUGACAUCGAGAUGCCUGGGAUCGGAAGAUGGUCUCCUAUACCUGCACCCGGAACUAUGACUACCACCCCUUUGUCUGCACCCACUAUAGCCACUACUGCACCUACUGCAGCUGAUACCACGUCCAUCACGGUCACCACUGCUCAGGUUGAGGUCGCAGAUAUACCUUCCGAAGUUACAACCGCCGCGAAGGAUCUCCAAGCCAGUACGACUUCGGAUGUCGUAGCCACUGUCCCCAGAAGCACGACUGCUACCAUCAAAGUGGACAAAACACUCUCGAGUAUCACACUGUGUGCGCCAAAAAAGCAAUACGCCAAUGUUGAGAGCGUGGAGCAAACAGAAUUUGCUAUCGGUGACAUCGGCUGGUUUCCCAUUCUGCGCCCCUCACUAUCUGAGUCUUCAUCCGACAUUCACACCGAGUUCGGCUACAUCUGCGCUAAAUCAUAUCCGCUCAUCGUUGAGGAAAUGCUGGAGGAUUGUAUGCUAGGUCUCAUCAUUUCUACAUCAAAUGGAAAUGGCUUGCGUCUAAAAUGUGCUUCUGUCAAAAGCCGAAGUGCUCUCCUCCUUACCGAGUCAUCACAGAAACCCAGCUUUUCCGGCUGGGGCGAGGAACUACAUCCUAGAACUUGGCUUCGGGUCAAAGGCUCCAGCGAAUAUAGCCCUCCCGCAGGCGCUUACGUUGACAUGCUGAACGUGAUCAUGAUACCCUAUGACACAAGAUUUCAGAAAAAAGGGAGUCUGAUGAGCGAGGACUUCCUUGUUCUACAGCAGAUGAGGCUUUCAGCAGUGCUCUCAACAUCCGGAGCUGGAAAAAGAGGAUUCGCGCCAAGGUUUUGGACGUGGUUUGGAGAAUGGUAUGGAAAAUGGUGGAUGGCAGCACGGGAAUGAGAAAAAAACAUGAUGUUCAGAGCAAAUGUGGAUGAAGACAUCACUCAAUGAAACACCUGACUCAACCUGAGUGAAUACGUACGAACUUCACACUUUGCGUCGAGAACAAUGAGCUGCCUCUCAGUAUGCGAUUCGCGAACGUUAGUAUAUGCUGUACCUGUGCAUCGAAGUUCUCGGUACUAUCUACCUAGUGUGAUUAAGUCUGAUAAUGUUCCCACUGGUGGCCCUCGUGUUCAGAUGUCAGUCAGUCAUUCGAUAGCCGCCACGCUCAGUCCAAUCACACGUGAGACCGUCGGAGCGAGCACGCAAGAGAU